Molecule: messenger RNA, 699 nt
Organism: Camellia sinensis
Lineage: Eukaryota; Viridiplantae; Streptophyta; Magnoliopsida; Ericales; Theaceae
Source: RefSeq, a predicted model, not a curated record
AAAACUACACCUCCUAAUCCUCUAUACCCCAAAAAAAUACAUAAAAGCAAAAACCUAGAAAUACCCUUCAAUCCAAUGCUUUUCAAAAACACUCAAAACCUAUAAACUUGAAAUACCCAUAUCACAAUUUAUUGAGUUUCAGUCAUGGCACAUGUUCAUUCAUCAACUGCAUUAGCCGAGACGGUGUCAUGGUACUGUGCCAUGUUCUUGGCUCUAAUGUUGGUUUUGAGCUACUGUGACUCCACUGAAAGCGAAUACACGAUUGAGAUGAUAGGAAAGGACAUGAUGAUGAACAAGCCGUGCGAUGAGAUUUACGUGGUUAGAGAAGGAGAUACUUUGCAAACAAUAGGCGAAAAGUGUGGUGAUCCUUUUAUUGUGGAAGAGAAUCCGCAUAUCCAUGAUCCGGAUGAUGUUUUCCCUGGCCUGGUUAUCAAGAUUACCCCUUUCUUGAAUAGGUAGAGAGUUUCAUGUUUUUGUUGAUGAGGAUUGUUUGGAUGCGAGAUAUAUGUUUGGAAGGUUUUUCUUUGAUGUUAUUUAUUAUUAUUGUUCAGUAUUUUGAAGAGAGAAAAUAUUUUCAAUGUACAUUAUGUGAUGAGGUACGUGAAGAAAUAAAUUACUACUUGUCCUUUGUAAAUUGUAACCAUGAAAUUAAAGGUGACAUGUUAUAUAGAUUUUAAUAGACUUAAUUACUUUAAUUAA